Rhizophagus irregularis DAOM 181602=DAOM 197198 is the source of this 1278-nucleotide messenger RNA. RefSeq lists its product as uncharacterized. Lineage: Eukaryota; Fungi; Glomeromycota; Glomeromycetes; Glomerales; Glomeraceae. The record is from RefSeq and is a predicted model, not a curated record. Gene Ontology annotation, molecular function: protein kinase activity; ATP binding. Gene Ontology annotation, biological process: protein phosphorylation. Gene Ontology annotation, cellular component: plasma membrane.
AUGGAUAUUUUAAGAAAAUUGAUUGAUGAAAAGAUUAAUAGAGGAGAUAUUGAUUGCUUUGAUAUUAAUGAAUUUAGCAAUUUGGAAAAAAUUGAUAAAAGAAUUCAUGGAACUCUAAUAAAAGCUAAUUGGGAGAAUCGAAAGAUUACCAUCGUAUUAAAAAAUUUGAAUAAUUCAGAUAUUACCGAAAGUAGCUUUAAAGAAUUUAUUACGAGGUUACAAGCUUUUUGUAAAAUUGAUCAUUCAAACGUCAAUCAUUUUUUCGGGUUAACGAGAGACUCAAAUGACAAUUAUUUUUUAAUAUCGGAAUAUGCUAUCGAAGGAAAUUUAAAGAAUUACUUGAAAAUAAAAUUUAAUACAUUACAAUGGGAUGACAAAUUACAAAUAGCACUCGAUAUCACUCGUGGAUUAAUGCGCUUACAUUCCGAAAAAGUAAUUCAUGGAAAUCUGCAUUCACGUAACAUAUUGGUUAAUAAUGGUAUGAUGAUGAUAACGGACUUUAGAUUACUCAAUCAAUCGGCAGAAGUUACAUCUGAAUAUGAAGUUUAUGUCGAGCCUCGGUAUCUUCGCAAUCCAGGUUACGAACUAGACAUGAAAUUUGAUAUUUAUAGUUUGGGUAUUCUUUUGUGGGAAUUGGCGAGUGGACGUCCCCCAUUUUUUGAUUAUACACAGAAGGCAGCUCAAGUAGAAAAUAAACUUCUAAAUGAAGAGAAAGAGAAAUCAGAUGCAAAUAUACCUUCGGAAUAUCUGCAACUUUGUCAAAAGUGUUGGCAAGAUAAUUCACACCUGAGGCCUGAAAUUAAUGAAGUUUAUGAAAUUUUAUCUCAACUAGAAUUACAAUCCGGUAUUAGUGGAAAAUUCAACACUCAAGUAAUAUACAAUAAAAACUUAUUUGAUAUGUCAUCAUCGCCACAUACAGCAAAAAUUACUCUGGAAAUAUUUGCAAGCUCAAUGCAACAACUAAUUAGACAAUUUAAGUUGAAUCAUGGGAUAGUUUUAAACGGACACGAUAUAAUUCCGAGCUUAGAAGGGAUUGUUACUGAAGAUGGAGAAAUAAAAGUGAAUUUAUGUGAAAAACAACCUUUAGUAUACACGUCUAUUAAUUUUGAAGUUAGUGAUUUAAGAAUAGACGCAUGCGUUAAUUUUCCAAUUGCAGAAAUCAUUUAUAAUGGCAAUUUGUUAAAAUCCUUUUUUAAGUAUACAAAUGAUAAAAAGAAAUUACGUGAAUUGCAUGGUGAUUUUCUUGCAAGAAAGUUUUUGGUUGGUCAAAGAUAUUAA